This is a messenger RNA of Lathyrus sativus (Indian pea), 327 nucleotides long. Lineage: Eukaryota; Viridiplantae; Streptophyta; Magnoliopsida; Fabales; Fabaceae. The record is from the annotation of a GenBank genome assembly.
AUGUACUUCUUCUUUCUUUUUCGACUGAUUCUGUUCUUGGUUUGGGUUAGGUUUGUGAACCAGUUUCUCCCUUCAUCUUCCUAUUUUCGACUGAUUCUGUUCUUGGUUUGGGUUAGGUUUGUGAAUCAGUUUCUCCCUUCAUCUUCCUUUCGACUGAUUAUGUUCUUGGUUUGGGUUAGGUUUGUGAAUCAGUUUCUCCCAUCAUCUUCCUAUUUUCGACUGAGAUCACCGUUCAAGAAUCAAUUCUCACAGGUUUCAAUUAUUGCAUUAAUCUUCGCCAUUAAGAUCACCGUCCAAGAAUCAAGAUUGACUUCAGCCGAAUCGUAG